AUGGCAUUAAAUAUUCUUGUUAUUGUUGAAUAUGGUGCUCAAAAACAACGAAUUUCUCUUAAUUCAAAUAGUUCAUAUAAGGAUAUAUGUGAUCAAAUUUAUUCACUUUUUAAACUUGAUCCUAGUAAAUCAAAAUAUAUUCUUCAACAACAAGAUUCUUUUAAACCUGGAUUAUUUAUCAAUGUUGAUGAACGAUCAUUUACAAAUGAUUUAAAACAGUAUGCAACAAAGAAUAUAAAAAAUCCUCUGAUACGACUUCGUCUUGCGCCAGCAAGUUCGAAAAUUUUGUCAAAAGCAACAAAUGGAGUUGUUAAUGGUGAAAAAGCAUGGUCAACAUCAUCACAAUGUCAACAUGAUGAAAGUGAUCAUGUUAGCUGUACUUCAGCAACAACAAUUGAUAUUAAACAAUUGAUUAAAAAAUGUUUAACGAAUUUAAAAGAAACAACAGAAAAUAUUCAAUUACUUGAUCGUUAUCUUCAUCCAGAAGAUUAUAUUGAUGAAGAAUGUCAAUCAGUAAAUAAAUCAUCUACAAAUACACAACAAUCUUCAUUACCAGUACAUACUCCAAUAAAUCGUCAGAUCUCACAAGCAUCAUCCAUAUCUGAUUCUCGUAUACCUUCAUCAAAUAUUGUCGAUGAACUUAUUCCUGCUCUUAAUCAUUUGAUAAAUACACAACAACCAUUAUCAUCAUCAUCAUUACUUUCUAUGAAUAAGCCUGUUGAAUCGCCACCAGUACUUCCACAAACAACAGCUAACUAUCAAACGCAAACGCAAACAUCAAUAACUAUUACAAAUGUAUCAUCACGUUCGUCCAACAAAUCUUUUAGUAAUCGACUUGGUAUGAUGAUACCACCGAAUCAGGUUCAAAAUUCAAUUGUUCAAAAAUCAAAGUCAACAUCACCAUCUCAUCAAAAUAUACUACAAAAAACAAAAUCACCAGUAAUUGUCAAGCAGCAACCAAUAACUCCAUUUAAUAAUAAUCAAAAUCAAAAUGAACAAUCUUCGAACGAAAUUAUACCAUCACCAUUACCUAAAUGUAAAAUUGAAUUAAAACAAUUUGAACCUGGUACUACUGUUGAAGGUAUUGUUUCGGUUGCAUCAAAUGCUUCCUAUUUCUUUUUACAACUUAUUGAUGAAAGAAAAGAUGAAUUUGAUCAUUUUUCAAAAAGUUUACAUGAAUACUAUUCAAAUCUUGAUAAAAAUACUCAUUAUCGUCCAUUACCCGGUGAUUAUUGUGUUGCUAUGUAUACAGAUGAUGCUCGAUGGUAUCGAGCUCGUAUUAUACGAUAUAUUUCAGAUCAAACAUGUGAAGUAUUCUAUAUUGAUUAUGGUAAUAUGGAAGAAUUGCCAAUUGAUUUAUUACAUGAAAUUUUACCUGAUUUUGUUCGAAUAUCUGCUCGUGCUAUUGCAUGUACUAUUGCUGAAAUAUUACCACCGAAUGGGCAAGAAGGUUGGACAAAACGUGCUACAUUUGCAUUUGCUUCACGUUGUAGUAAUGAACGUGUUCAAGCAACUAUUGUUGAAUCAACAAAUAUUAAAUGGCCAAUGCAUAUUGUUCAACUUCGUGUUUCAAAAACACAAGAGGAUAUUGGAGCGUCACUUGAAAAUUGUAAAUUAGCUCGACAUGUAUCGAAUAAUGAAAUAUGUGAAUUUUGGUCGAAUAAAAUUCGUCUCGAACAAUACAUCUUAUACAAUUUACAAGAACCAAAUCCAAAUCGAUUUCCAUUAAUUGAACAAGGUACAUCUUCUUAUUUCCAUUAUAUGACUACUAAUCCAGUUAAUUUUUCACCAUCAACUAUUAUUAACAUCUUCGAUGAAAAAUUCCAUAGCAAUAUUGAUAAAGUUAGCAAAGAUUUGGCAUUUGUACAUCGAAAUUGA
This is a messenger RNA of Rotaria sp. Silwood2, 1878 nucleotides long. The record is from the annotation of a GenBank genome assembly. NCBI's taxonomy places the organism in Eukaryota, Metazoa, Rotifera, Eurotatoria, Philodinida, Philodinidae.